AUGUCGGAGUUUUUUGACAUCAGAACUACAAAUGAACGGAAAAGAGAAAUUGAGUCCUUGCUGAAUAAUUUUGCUCAGACAAAAGAUGCGUGGCGUCACAGCUUGUUUUUCAUUAGCCACACUGGCAAUGAAUAUGUCAUCAUGUACUGUCUCAAUGUCCUUGAGAAUCUAAUCAACAAGCAAUGGUUGGGGUUUGAUGGCCAGGACAAGAUCAAGAUUCGCAACACUCUGAACCAGUUCCUGUUGAUUCACCAUACUGUUGUACCCUCGUACAUCAGGAAUAAGAUUGUUAAACUGGUUGUGGACAUCGGAAGGAUUGACUGGCCACAUUUCUACCCAGACUUUUUUCCAAGUAUUUUACAGCUUGCCCAGGGUCAAGACACCACAAUGUUGGGUGUGAUACUACUACAGACAGCGUCCGAGGAACUGGCCGCCCCCCGGGAAGACCUGAGCAUGGCCAGGAAGGAGGAACUCCACCGACUGCUGCUGGUGCAGGUGCCCAACGUCCUCAGUAUACUGAACAAUCUUCUAGAAACAGUGCUUGAAAAGCAUCGCCACCUAGUGGCAGCCACUCCUCCACCUUCACCGACACAGGGGGACAGCAGCAUUAGUCGCAGAUCUUCUCUAAUGCUCUUCUCUUCUUCACCUAUCAGAUCAGAUACUCUUCUAAGCAGUAUGUUCAAGUCCCCAAUCCGAGGCACACGCAUGGAAGCUCUCCCCCCCCUGGAUGAUGAGUCCCAGCAGUUGUGUUCCGCUGCCCUCUCCCUGGCCCACUACUUCAGCUGGAUCCCGCUCUCCGCAACCAUCACCCCCACUCUGCUCAGCACCAUCUUCCACUAUGCAGGAUUUGGCUGCGAGGUGCGCAACAACCGGGCAUCCAGUCCGAACAUGUCCUUCUCCAACAGUACUCAGUGUCUGGGUGUGCUGGCCAUGAACUGUGUCAAUGAGCUGCUGUCCAAGAACUGUGUCCCACAGGAGUUUGAGGACUUCCUGCUACAGAUGUUUCAGCAGACAUUUUACCUGUUACAAAAGAUGACAAAGGAGAGCUCUACUAAUCCAACAGGAAACAGAUUAGCAGAACUCGAAGAUAGUUACGUGGAGAAAUUCACUGAUUUUUUGCGACUCUUUGUCAGUAUACACUUGCGUCGUUUUGAGGGCAGUGCACAGUUUCCUGUAUUAGAAUUCCUUGCUCUUCUCUUCAAGUAUACCUUCAGACAGCCUGGCAAUGAUGGAUUCUUCAACUGUCUGGACAUCUGGAACACCUUUCUGGACUACCUGCUGACCAAACUCCAGGAGAGGUCGGCAGAUGGACUCAGCAUAGUCAGCAGGUACCAGGAAGCUCUGUUGUCCCUGGUGUCUCACAUCCUGCAGAAGUUCCAGUUCCGCUUCAACCAGUCUCAGCUAGAGGAGCUGGAUGACGACACGCUCGAUGAUGAUUCUGAGACAGAGUGGCAACACUUCCUUCGUCAGUGUCUCGAAGUAAUAGCCAAGGUUGCUGAACUCCUCACAGCAGAGACUUUCCAGCUCAUAUGGGAGCCUUUCAAGGAUUACAUGAAUGUGUACAUGGGGCUGGAGACAUGCGUGACAAACGGCAUGCAGGGCCGUCGGCUCAAUAUCACUGGCGAGAACGAGUGUCGGAGACUUCACUGCACACUGAGAGAUCUGUCGUCCCUACUGCAGGCACUUGGGAGGCUGGCAGAUCACUUCAUUGGGGAGAAGUUUGCCCACAGAUACACCAUUGCCCAAGUUCUGGUGGACAAAUUGGUGGAGACAGUGACAUAUGGAAGUAAACACAAGCUGUUUGAAGUGACAUCGGUAGCUCAGUCUGUGCUGCAGCCGGACUUCAUUCAAGUUCAUUCUCAGGCUAUGGCAGCCAUCAAGGCAUAUGCUCAUUGGCUGGCUCAACUUUAUGGAGAGUCUCAACGAACCAAUCAGGAGAAAGAGAAGCUGUACAACCUCAUCGUCAAGCUUAUUGAUGCAGUUGCACCUCUAAUAAAUAAGGAGGUUCCAGAGAGAGUGGCUCACUCUGCUGCCCACUUGUUUCUAUCGAUGGCCACAACAGUGAGGCCAUCCUUCCUCAUACAGCUUCCUAGCAUGCAGACCCUGUACAACAUGGCCAGUCAGGGAGCCUUCACGUCUCUCAAGCAGGAGAUCCAGCUGCUAAUGUGCCGGUCGUUGUCCCACUAUCUGUUGCUACCCUGGCCGGGAUUACCAGACUCCGAGCAGAACUGGGUGAACAGAGCGUCACAUCAUCAGAGUUUUAUACAGUCUCUCACCGCACGCUACAUUCAGGUCAAAACAAUGGCAGACCUGGCAGACAAUAAAGUUCUACAGCAAGAAGUCAAGCCUGUGAUCAGGGUGACAUUACAGAUCAUGCAAGAUUUGAUCGAGUCAUUAGCCGGAGAAGUGGUGAAAUCCAAGCAGAUCUGCUACCAGUCGCUUCAGGAGUCAAUACAGAUGACACUUACUAUCUUCCCCAUAUAUAUACAACAGACAGAUGUAGUCGAUGACAUUAUGAGUUUCUUCCUAGCACUUUUUCAAGGUUUACGGGUUCAGAUGGGAGUCCCUUUCACGGAACAGGCGAUAAGGACGUUCAUGAACCUCUUCUCCAGGGAACAACUUGCUGAGACAAUAAACCAGGAAAGCUCAACAGGAUUCAGAGUUAUAGAAAAGUUUUUGAAAAUCCUUCAGCUCAUUGUCCAGGAACCAAGUUCAUCCUUCAAAUCCUUUCUCCCUCAAAUACUCAGUAUAUGUCUGGAUCAGAUCUACCCUAUAAUAGCCCAGAGACCAGCCCCCGACAUCAAGUCAGUAUUAUAUGAACUGCUCCAUGAAUUGAUGAUGAACAACUGGCGGUACUUUUUCAAGAGGUCAGCCAUUUCGACUCUCAACAACCAGUCUGAACAGGUGGAGAAUGGCUCCCAGUUCACCACUAUUAUGCAGUCAUAUGGACAGUCAUUCCUGCAGGCUGAUAUUGCAAUAUUUAAACAGAACCUUGAAUCAUUAGAAAGCCUCAACUCCAAAUGGAAACUGUAUCAUAAGAAAAUCUUCAUGGAGAUGAUGCUCUGCCAGUUCCUGAACGUGCUGAUCCAGGUGUUGGUGCAGAAGUCCCAUGACCUGCUACAGGAGGAGAUUGUCAUCACCGUCUACAACAUGGCGUCCAUCGACUUUGAUGGCUUCUACUCAACCUACCUGCCACAAUUCCUCACCAACAUGGAGGGCCUUGACGACAACCAGAAGACUGUGCUGGCUCACAACUUCAAGAUGGACUCAGAUCUGCCUUCCUUCACUCAGAGCACGCACCGGUUUGUGAAUGACAUACGUUACUACAGACUCAUCAACAAUAGUUUGCCAGAAGGCUCCGUCAAGUUUUAAGACAUAUACCACAUAUGUCCUCAGAGGAUGUUGAUGAAUAAAUAACCUCUGGACUGAACAGGUCAUUUUCCCGAAGAGGAAUCACCUGCUUGAAGUUUGUGGAGAUCAUUUCAUCAGAUGUACCAAACUAUGAUCAAGUUUUCCUAUGAAUGGUUCAGUGUGCUAUAUCCUGGUGAUGAUGCAGUCAGUUGGCCUGCAAGAUUCAACAGAGAGUUAGGAUUGCCAGGUGCAUUCCUGCUGCAGUUGUCUCCCUUUGUCCAACUCCAUCUAUAAGCAUUCUGGAGAUAUAGACAGCAGUAUUUUAGAGGUUAUUAGUGUCAAGACAUUUUGUAUGAAAGCUUGGUCCUCCAAAAGACAGAAGUGAUGUAUUUUCAGCAGGACUAGUUAAUACUCAAGCCUGUCAUCCACACUUUCAAGUUGGGUUAAGCCUGUAGAAAUAUUAAAGUGGUGAGCCACAGAACCUGAUCAGAUAAAGUUAUUUUGAAACAGGUAUUGGUGGAUUUGCUGAAGGAUUUGAUGCGUGAAGUGUGUCUGUUUUAUGUAUGGUGGGGACAAUGUGACCGGGAGAGUGUGUGUGUAUAGGUGUCUCACAGGGCUAGACCCACGCAGACCGUGUACAGGUGUAAAUACUACUGUCCAUAUUGUAUAUUACUGUGGAAUGAGUGUGACGUAUGUAGCACUGGCUGACAGUGCUGUGUUGUCAGAUGAGCCAGACAGAGGGCAGCGACAAUCAAAGAUGUAUACUCACCUGAAGUGAGACGAGAGGUGUUUCAGAGUACUUGUCAUGUGUGAUUCAGUUGGACUGUUAGAAUAGACAAUCUUAUAAGGUGAACGAAAAGGGUUUCAUGUAUGAUAUUCUGUACAGGCAUUUUCUGAAAUCUGUUGCAGGUAUUACCAAUGCCGUGAUUCACUUAUUCCCUUCAUCAUGACAAAAACCAUUAGCUGUUAACCAUACUGGUGCUCGUGACACUUCACUCACAUGAGUGGUGGUACACCCUGUGUCGCUUUAAUCACAUACUGUGCUGACUCGCCUUCACAUAACGGAAUACUGUGGAAAUUGACAUCAUUCCCAACACACACAAUGCUUAUGUGGUCAAGAUUGCCAGUAGUGAAAUAAUGUCUCAUGUCCAUGUUAUUUGUAUCACCUGAAGCAUGCAGCUGUACCCUUGUGCUCCAAACCUUCGCUCAUCUCACAGAAGUCCCAUUCAGAGAAGCCUGUUGCCAUAGAAUCAAGAGGUAGUUUGGUAUCUAUAUGAAGUACAUGCUAUGCAGCUUUCUUGCAAAUGCCAAUAAUUGUUGCAUUCCCUCAAAUGUCGAUGUUUUCCAUGCUAAGGUAAUUAACGAGUGACCCAGUCAGAAUAUUUCAGCAAACGUGUCUGUAGUAAAAGGUUUGGAAUACUUAAAGAAAUGAGCCAUUACUCUUUCAUGUUUUUAGGAUAUUUAGAUCCUUAUAACAUUUGCAAUUGAAUUGUACAAAAAGAAAGAUAUUGUGGAAAAAAUUUCCUGAAAAUUGACCUGAAUACUGUCCAUAGCUUUGAUAGAAGUUUUUUUGUUGAAGAAUGAUGGAUGAUGUGUCUCAUCAGACUUUCUGAUUAUUCAGUCCUGUUGCGUGAUAAACAGGCCACAACAAGCUAUGGUAAUUGCCACGCUGUUAUAGUUCAUGAAUCAAUGGCUUGUGUAGUGUUCUUGGCCUGUGUGCUCAAAGCUGUCUGACUGCAAGACUAUUGAAAGUCUAAUAUAAACUAAGCAUUGGAUUUGUCUGUGGUAGGGUUAGUUAACUGUGUGUGAAGACAGAAACCGGUGUAUAAUGUUAAUGCUUUAUUUCAACAGAGUGAAGAAUGAGCCCUUAUGUCUCUUGUUGUACUAUCACGUCAUUGAUAUACCGGUUGAUCAUAUGUACAGUGUUCGUAGCUCAUCUAUGUGUAUGACAUGUAUUGUAUGAUGUUGUACUGUGUUUCCAAACUCCCUCAACUCCAUGACAUGCUCAAACAGACUGUUACCUAUCAGCAUUCUCAAGGCGCUUGUAUUGUUAUUCAUUCCCACUGGGAGUCAACUGAGAACUGCUUGUGCUGUACACUGCAUGACAGACCUGUCUUCACCAUUCUUCAACUUGGCUUCUCGGUAUACUUUUCAAAUCCGGAGUCAAAAUCAAACUGCAAAAUAUCUGUAGGAACAUAUAUUUGAAAUGUGAUGCUUACAGUAAACUGCAAACAUUCACGGAUUGUGUGUCCACAGUGAAAUCUUUGCUUAGCCGAUAAGUUGAGUGACACCCUGUUCAUCCAGACAACCAUGUUCCCUCUGAAUUCAUCCUGUAAUAAAAAUGUCUGGAAGAGCAGAUCAUGACUAAUGUGACUUUAUGUAAGUGUUCCCUGCAUCUGUGGAAGAUGGGCUUCUGAACCAACAGGGUCCAGAUUAACAAAGUUUCACAGUACGUUCGGUAUGAUUGAUUGAACACCUUGCUGGAAGAUAUAUUGCUUUUUGUGAAGUUUCGAACAGGCAGAACUGUAAAUUGAAGUGCUGAUACUUGUGUUGUGCAGGAGAGCAGAAGAGUCCUGGCUGUAUAUUUGAAGGACAUGAUUGUCCGUUCCUGGGUAGAAGAGGUCUUCUGUGUGUGCUGAGGUUGACAUGUUGUUUGCUGUUGCUAAGUGCCAUCAAAAUCAAAGUGCCAAAUGUGAUGCUUUAUGCGUUUCAUAAUUGUCUGUUGAUAUGUAUUGUGUUCAGUGACUGUAUCAUGAACAACCCAGAAAAAGCUACUGGUGUGAAUGUGUGCAUGGUUUUCUCUGUGGACGGUUGUGUGUUACAGGUGUGGGAUCAUACAGGUGUAUAUUUACAUAGGACCACCCUCCAUGUUCUUGUCACAUGUAUCCAGCAGAUGGAUAGCUGCUGAAGCUUUAGGACUGCAGUAACUGACCGAAGCUCAGGUCGCCUUAGGACGUGCCAUUUGGUUGUCUUGAUUUAUGUGUAAUGGUAUCAACGACAUGAUUUUAAAGUGAGUAGUACCAAUUUCUGACAUUGUACAAGGAGUCAAUUUUUAAAUGUUUUAAAAACAAAUAUACUGUAAACGAUCCCUCCAUCUUUGCAUAUUGACCAAGAAAUUUUGUUAUAGAAGAAAAUGUCGUGAGUUUUUUAUCUUCCAAUGAUGGGCCAGGGCUUCCCACCACAAUGUGUGCUAUCCUGUUGUAUGUAUAUGGUAGCGUGUUGUGUAUCUUACCAAACCAUUGAGAGAUGUUUUGAUCUGUGUCACUUGUAAGGCUGGAACAAUUCAUUGAUGAAUUCGUGCACCCUGGUAUUUGUUGUUAUUCAUGUGAUGCAGGUUCCUCUUUAUUUAUUUGUAUGUUUAUAUGUUGGGAAAGUGUUAAACAGAUUUGUUUUCCUUUGUUUGUUACGAAAUUAGACAUAUAUGUGUUCACACUUUUGUUUUAGUAGUGUAUAUUGUGUAAGGUAUCUUGAACUUAGUGUGGCAUCGUGUGUUAUCGUGACUGUAUCAUCUCUGCCCUACAUCACUACAGUGGUUAGAGAACCCACCAUUUGCAGCAGUAGGCAUGGUAGUAUUGUGAGAGUGUGUAGAGGUUGACCAGCUAUGCAGCUCAUACAACGGAGACUAUCUCCUUAACUAACCACUCAUCCCACCUCGUAUGCAGUAAGUCAGGCAGUCAGUUCUACUGGGAGACCUGCUGAUGGGACCAGCGCUCAAUCGGAUGUGACCAGGGCCAGAAGGAUCCAAAUCAUAGCAGUGUACAACUUUCACUGUUUGUUGGGGUACACAUUUCUGUUAGGCACUGUGAUUCACUGUGCAGUUGUGCCCCUUUCAUAUGCGAGAAAUCUUUGAUUGUUGGUUUGAAUCCGAGAUUCAUCUUGUUCAUAUUUCUUGGUUCAUCAGCACCAUACAUGUUCUUGUGGUUUUCAUCAAAGUAGUAAAUAUCUGAGAUCUCCUUCAGUCAGGCAGACAGUGUGUCUAAACUGAAUGUGACUAUGGUUAGUGUUGGUAUCGAGACUGACUGCUACUAUGGCUAGUGUUGGUAUCAACAUUCACUGCUAAUGUGACUUGUGUUAGUGUCACCACUGACUGCUGAUACUAGUGUUAGUGUCACCACUGACUGCUAAUGUGAUUGUCACCACUGACUGCUAAUGUGACUAGUGUUAGUGUCA
Molecule: messenger RNA, 7521 nt
Organism: Haliotis rubra (blacklip abalone)
Lineage: Eukaryota; Metazoa; Mollusca; Gastropoda; Lepetellida; Haliotidae
Product: exportin-6-like
Exons: 24
Coding region: 1-3372 (1123 amino acids)
Biological process (GO): protein export from nucleus
Molecular function (GO): nuclear export signal receptor activity
Source: RefSeq, a predicted model, not a curated record